Messenger RNA from Myxocyprinus asiaticus (Chinese sucker), 445 nucleotides. RefSeq names its product piggyBac transposable element-derived protein 4-like. The record is from RefSeq and is a predicted model, not a curated record. NCBI's taxonomy places the organism in Eukaryota, Metazoa, Chordata, Actinopteri, Cypriniformes, Catostomidae. The transcript has a single exon. Bases 29 to 445 code for a protein of 138 amino acids.
UGUGGUCCUCCUGAGCACACUGCUCAAAAUGGCUGAGAUCAGUGAUCGUGAGGACAGGAAGCCAGCCAUCAUCCUGGACUACAACCACAACAAAGGAGGCGUGGACAACCUGGACAAGGUGAUUGGAACUUACAGCUGCAGGAGGAUAACUGCCCGCUGGCCCCUGGUCAUCUUCCAUAACAUCAUUGAUGUGUCCUCAUACAAUGCCUUCGUGAUAUGGAACAAGAUCAACCCUACCUGGAUGCCUGAUAAGCGGAACAAGAGGAGGGUGUUCCUGGAGCAGCUGGGAAAGGCACUUGUAACCCCACACAUUCAAAGAAGGGAGCGCCUCCCCUUCACAGCAGCCUCUGCAGUGCUUUUGAAAGCUGUUCAGGGGACUGAAUCUUGUCCUGAUCCACCUGAGGCUGCAGCUGGGGCAGGCAAGAGGAGGAGAUGCCAAUUCUAA